AUGGCGUUUAACGGUCCAUAUUUCAUUAAUGUCUAUUGUUCGAGCAAAUUUGUUGUGAAGAAUGGGAUUGUGAAUACUUUUAACAACAUACCGAGCGAUUUGUUUGUGAUUGAUCAUAAGGUAUUGUACAAUGAUUUGGUUGGAUUGAUUUGUGAAAGAGCUGGGUGGAAUAGAGAGAAUGUGAAUUUGAGUCUAUCGAUUUUGUAUGAUACGAUGGGCAAUGGUUUUAGGCGUAUCGCCAAAAUCAAGGACGACGCAUCGUUGCAAGUGUUGUAUAUCCUCCCAAAUUCGACAUAUAUUGAUUUGUAUGUGGAUUUGGAGGUGGCGGGUACUUCUAGGUCCCAUUUGGAAGUAGGGACAAGUAGUGGUAGGCUGAAUGUGGAAAAUGUAGAUUACAUGGAAGAUGAUGAUGUGGGUGGACCGUUUAUGGAGGAUGGCGAUCACAUGGAAGAUAAUCACGGUGAAGAUGAUGAGGACUACACAUCGAUUAGUGAUCAAAGCGAUAAAAACCAAUCAAUAUCCGAAGGAAGUCGGGAGAGUGAUGAAGAGGUCGAAGACAAAUUCGCCACAAAGGACAGGCACAUAUAUCGUUCACAGGGUACAUGGGAUUAUACAAAAGUGGACAAGGAUGAAUUUCAAAUUACCAUGUGGGAUGGGACAACCGUAACAAUCGGGAUAUGGACUUGUUUCAAGAAUAAGGAAGAAGCAAAAAAUGGUAUUAUAGCGCAGAACAUAGAGCAAAAGAGAGAGUUUUAUGUGAAGGAAAGUGAUGGUUCAACAUGCGACAUAUAUCAUCUCGUUGAUGCGGCCUUACGGGAAAAUCUAGGGCUCGGUGGUAGUCUAGAGGAUAAACUCUUCCAAAUCUUCGACAAGAGUUUCAGUGCUCUGACUUUGGGCCCACGUGAUAUGAGCACUCAGCCUGAUACUCAGGUUCUUCAUAAAAGACCCCCAAAGUCAAGUCAACAUGUGGUGCUCACGCAGAAAACAACAUCGAAGCCUACUGGAGGAGGAAGGAGGAAGCGACCGGAAAUUUCAGAUCGAACAAUCAUAGUUCACCCCAAUCCAACUCCGAUGCAAGAAGAUGAUGAAGGCACUGAAAACGAUGAGGAUUACUACAUUAGGGGAGAAGAAGAAGAAGAAGAAGAAGAAGAAGAAGAAGAAGAAGAAGAAGAAGAAGAAGAAGAAGAAGAGUGCUCUCCACCUCGUGUUUCUUCCCAAAAGAAAAAGAAAACGGUCGAGGUUCGCAAGAGUGAUAGGGAGGAAGAAAUGGUGAGCGUGAAGGUGAAGAUUUACAGCGUUCUCAGCAAAUUCUACCUGAAACGGCGUUUGCAAACCCUAAUCGAGAAUCCCACAUCCGAAGAUUUCAAUUCGUACGGCGUCGUUUCCCGGCCGGAGGAGGAGAGCGUCGCCCCCGCGAUUCCGAGCUUCUCCAAUGCAGAUGGGGUAGCCACCAAGGAUCUCCAUAUCGAUACGUUAACGUCUCUUUCCGUAAGGAUAUUUCUUCCUGAUUCGGCCGUUGUUACUCCCAAUUCGAUCCCCAAGCUUAGGGCUAGGGGUUCGAGGAAAAAUAUGAUUGUUAAUAAUAGAAAUAAGAAUACGGGGGAUGGAGGUUAUGGGGGGUACUUGCCGGAUAAGAAUGAAAGGAACUGUAGGAAAUUGCCGGUAAUUUUACAGUUUCAUGGAGGUGGUUGGGUGAGUGGAGGGAGCGAUACGGUGGCGAAUGAUGCGUUUUGCAGGAGGAUGGCAAAGUUGUGUGAUGCUGUGGUGGUGGCGGUGGGGUACAGGUUAGCACCGGAGAGUAGGUAUCCGGCUGCUUUUGAGGAUGGGGUGAAGGUUUUGAAUUGGUUAGCCAAGCAGGCGAAUCUGGCUGAGUGUAGUCGUCAGUCCUCUGGAGUGAAAAAUGGGAGAUUUGGGGGUGGUGGUGGUGAUUGGGAAAGGAAUGGCGGGAGGAGGCAGAUUGUUGAUGGGUUCGGGACUAUGAUGGUUGAACCUUGGCUGGCAGCUCAUGCUGAUCCUUCUAGAUGUGUCCUCCUUGGAGUUAGUUGUGGUUCUAAUAUUGCAAACUAUGUCGCACAAAAAGCUGUUGAGGCCGGCAAACUUUUGGAUCCUGUAGGAGUGGUUGCACAGAUUCUUAUGUACCCCUUUUUCAUUGGUAGCACUCCUACGCAGUCGGAGAUUAAGCUGGCAAAUUCUUACCUGUAUGACAAAGCCAUGUCCAUUCUUUCUUGGAAACUCUUCCUACCACUUGAUGGAUUUAAUCUUGACCAUCCAGCCGCCAACCCUCUUGCUCCCACCGGGAGAGAACUACCCUUGAGGCUCAUGCCUCCAACACUCACUGUUGUUGCAGAACAUGACUGGAUGAGAGACAGGGCCAUUGCAUACUCUCAAGAACUCCGAAAGGUCAAUGUCGAUGCUCCUGUUCUUGAUUACAAGGAUGCUGUUCACGAGUUUGCGACCCUUGACAUGCUCCUCAACACACCUGAAGCCGGGGCCUGUUCUGAGGAUAUCUCUAUAUGGGUCAAAAAGUAUAUAUCAAUGCGAGGACAUGAGUUUUCUUAUUGA
This is a messenger RNA of Oldenlandia corymbosa var. corymbosa, 2562 nucleotides long. NCBI's taxonomy places the organism in Eukaryota, Viridiplantae, Streptophyta, Magnoliopsida, Gentianales, Rubiaceae. The record is from the annotation of a GenBank genome assembly.